AUGCCGAAAGGGACGGCGUUCGUCUCGCUGCCGACAAGGGGGCGAAAAGCACUAAAACGUCGCGAAGGAGACCGCCGGGAAUUCAAACUUGAUAUUGACGACAAGAACGGUUUGACAAUCGCAAUCCAAUACUCAUAUAAUGGAACGCCUCAACAGAAACAACUUGUACGACGUCAAGGGUCGCGUGGCCCUCGUAACCGGUGGUGGACUGGGAUCGGGCUCAUGAUCACCCAAACACUCGUCGAGAACGGUGCCAAAGUAUACAUUGCAUCGACGAGGUUAGAGCUCGAUGUCACAGAUAAGGAUAGCAUUCGAAAGGCCGUCAAGACCAUUGAGGAGAAAGAAGGAAAACUCGAUAUUCUCGUUAACAAGCAAGUCAACACCAGUCUACAUAUUCGAUCUUCUUCUUACUCGAGUAGCGCCGGAAUUACAGGCCCUUCAUCGCCCUUCUUCAACGAUCCCUCUGUACCUGAAAACAAGAGCCCCGCAGCAGUGGGAACCGCACUAUUUGAAAAUGAAAAAUGCGCAGAUUGGCAAGGCUUAUACGGAAAUAAUGUUGCUUCAAUGUUUUUUGUCACAUAUGCGUUCUUAGGAUUGCUGGUCAAGGCGUCUGAACACGAGGCCAAGUGGGCCUACAACUCAUCUAAAGCCGGAAUAAUUCACUUGACCAAGAUGUUCGCCACGGAGUUUGGGCUUAGGAAGAUUCCGGUCCGUGUAAACUCGAUUGCUCCAGGCACUUUCCCAAGUGAGAUGACAGGCCACCAGGACGAACACACUCUGGGAAAGGAAGAUGUUGACAAGGCUUCGCAAGGUGUGCAACCGAUUCCAUUUGAGCGGUCCGGAAAUGAUAUAGAUAUGGGAGGUCUCGCUCUUUUCCUUUCUUCUCCAGCCGCGUAUUAUGUUCAUGGACAGAUCAUCAGUAUCGAUGGUGGAUUCGAUGCUGUCAACCCCACGUAA
Rhizoctonia solani is the source of this 957-nucleotide messenger RNA. RefSeq names its product Enoyl-(Acyl carrier protein) reductase. The transcript has 10 exons. Lineage: Eukaryota; Fungi; Basidiomycota; Agaricomycetes; Cantharellales; Ceratobasidiaceae. Bases 1 to 957 code for a protein of 318 amino acids. Gene Ontology annotation, molecular function: oxidoreductase activity. The record is from RefSeq and is a predicted model, not a curated record.